GGUGGGGGGGGGGUGGCCCUUCAGGACAUCUGUGGGAACUCGUUUUCAGACCUAAUUAAUUUGAACCGUGCUCGGGAGGGGGUUGUUUGGUGUGGGAUUGUUCAUCCCGUAGCACGGAGCAGCUCCCCCAGAGCACUGCAGGGACACGAGGUGGGAAAUCCCAUCUUUCCAAGCAGCAAUUCCUUCAGUUUGGUGGGGAAUAUCCCAAGGAAUUUAUCCCAAUUCCACUUCCCUCCAGGUGUCGGGUCUGAGCUGCCUUGAGCACCCACCAGAGAGUGGAGCUGGUGGCACAUCAGCACUUCUGUGUCAUCCCAGUGACAGAGAAACCUUCACAGGGAAUAUUCCACCUUCCUCAGAGCAGGAAGGGCCCAGUUAUUCAGCCAGGGCUCAGCUCCCACCCCACUCCCAGCCCUGCUCCCUGAGCUCCUGGCUUUUCCAUCACGUUUUUUCCCUUGGAGUCCCUGAGCCAUCAGUUUGUGUGUCGGGAUGGGUGUCGAUAUCCUGGCCCCACCAACCCACCCUGGCUCCCCAGCCGUGCCAGAUGUCACUGUUCCACCGUAAAAACACCCAAAACGGGGUUGGAUUUGUCAAGGGCUGACCCCAAACACUUUGUAGGAAGGGUUUAGUGUCUGUAACGACGUGAACUGAGCGUCUGGGGCGUUCCCGCAGGCAGGGAGUGAUGUUCAUCUCCUCCUCAGGGUGGGAACAGACCCGGAUCCCUCUGAUCGUGCCUCUUCUCCCCGGUUUGCCCAUCCCCGGCAGCAUCCCGGGAGUUUCCAGGCGUGCCCGUUCCCCUGAGGGAGGUGCCGGGGGCUGGACCGAGCGCCGGGAGUUUUGAAACGCAGCGGCAAAGCCGAGGCUUUUCCCCCUGCUCGUCCAUCCCGCGGGAUGCCUGGCGUUCCUGAGAGCAUCCCGGGCCCGCCGGCGGCUCCAUUGGCUGCGGGGGCCAAACGUUGCCUUUUUAGGCUGCGCCUCGGGCCCCGCUCGGGGCUUGCGCUGCCGCCGGCCCCGCUCCAGCCCCGCCGGGCACGGGGGGGAUCCCGCCGGGAUGGGCAGCCUGGAGCCCACCUGCGUGUCCCCAGGAACCCGGGCAGGGAGGAGCGGUGGGACCGGGGUCGGGAGCUGACGCUCCGGGUGUCUCUCAGGUUUUGGGUUUAUCCCACCCACCUCCGGCCUCUGCCUCCGUCCAGCCCCUUUUCCCACCCCCAGUGCUGGGGUUGGGGUUAAUUUUUUGUAAGGUGGUUUUGUUUUUUGGGGUUGUUUUUGGCAGCCUUUCUCCUGGGUGACCUCGUGUCUGCCAAGGUCCCAAAGGGAUCCGGGGUGGGAUGUGAGGCAGCACAAGGACCCCGGGGCUGAGGGUUUGGGUGGGGGGCACAACAAGUGCAUGGCCAAGGGGACAAAUCCAGCCUGAGAUUUCCCGGGGAAAGGGAAUAACCAGGACAGAGCCAUCUCCGCGGGACACUGGAGGUGUGAACAGGCCGGGAAUGCAGGGGAGACGCCGUGUCCCAUGGAGUGACAGCCCUGGGUGUGCUCCCUCCUUCCAGGACAGAGCCAUCCCUGGGGAAUGUUAGAGGUGUGAAGAGUCUGGAGUGCUGGGGGGACUCCGUGUUCCACGGAGUGACAGCCCAGAGCCUGCUCCUUCCCUCCAGGGCACAGCCAUCCUGGGGGACACUGGAGGUGUGAACAGGCUGGGAAUUCUGGGGGGACACCGAGUCCCUGCUCUGCCCCACGGGGUGACAGCCCAGAGUUCUCCCUGCAGGGAGGGCCUUUGGAUCCCGUGGUGGUGGUGGUGGGACCUGCAGCUCCUUCCCCUGCUCCGGUGCUGGGAUGUCCCUGAGCACAGGGAGCAUCCCGAGCCUCAUUUUCCCGUGUGCCCCCCUGAGCUCCUGGGGGUUCCUGAGCGCCUCUCCUGCCUCCCCUGGGCGCUCCAAAGAGCUCCCAGUGCGGGCCCGUUGCCCUUAAAAAGGCAGCAGGAGUUUGGGAGCUGCUGGUUGGCCUCUGCCAGGGCCAGGGCCCGGCGGCUCCGCUCCUGCUGCCAAGGGCUGGGGGUGGCUGCGGCCCCCCCGGGCUGUGUCCGGGCAGGGGGGCCGGGGCACGGCACCCACAGAGCCCCCGUGGGGGAUCCAGGCUCAGCCCACCUCCCAAAUCCUCCUGGGGCACCCACAGUGCAGGGCUGGGAUUCAGACUCACAACUCCUGGCCCAGCUCAGGCUGAGGAUUUGGGGAAUUGAGGGGCUUUGGGACACCAAAAGCCCAAAAAUGGGGGCGGAGAGAGAGAAAACCGCAGGGAGAGGCAUCUCCAAGGCACGGAAUUCCAGGGAUCCGGGGGAGCUGAGGCCGGGAGGAGGCGAUGCACCGACCCAGGGCCCUUCCAGCGGCGCCAAAUUCCCACCCCAGCUCCGGGGUGUCCCCACGGCGGAGCCCCCACACCCACCUCCCCCCCGGGUGGGGUUUCUCCACGCUCUCCCCGGGAACUGGAGUUACUUCCACCUCCCUUUUCCGAGCCUGUCACUUAUAAGGACUUGUGUCUCACUUGUUUAUCGGAGCGGAGCAUAAAAGGAACAGACUCACAACGGGGCCGUCGCCUCCCAAAGCAUCCCCACAUACAUUUUUCCUACAAUAAUUAAACUGCCGGGUCCUACCACCAGCCCGAGGUCAAUUUAAUGAAAUAAAACACCUUAUAUGGCCAUAUGGCCAACACACCAUCAGUGAGCCUAUUUAGGGUCUUUGUUUAGAGAGGAUCCGCCUCUGAGGUUCCUGGGGCUCGCUGGUAUUUAUACCCAGGGCGCAGCGGGGCUCGGUCCCAGAGGAAAGGAGCUCUCGCCUCUGCGGUGAGUACUGCCCUGCCCUGCCCUGCUUCCCAGCUCCUGGGAGGAGAGGGGAAGGAAUAACACCCCGGGGGUGGGAGGGGAGUUUUUGGGGAGCCCCAGCCUUCAUGGGGUGGCCCUACCUCGGUUUGCACAGCACAGAGGGGGUGCCAACCCCCCGGGGGCUUCCUGGAGGUGACCAGGGCUGGGCUGCGGCCAAGGCGGGUUCUGCUCUUCCAGAAAUCCCUGGGAUUUGGGAUUUUUUUUUUUUUUGCUUUCUGGGCUGUGGCCUGAAGCGGGUUAUGCUCUUCCAGAAACCCUUGGGAUUUGGGGGUUUUUGCCUCCUGGGCUCCUGCGAGGUUUUUUUGCUGCUUCCCUCUGGAUUUGGGGGCGCAUCCCCUAGUGCAGGGUGGGGAAAGGCCCCAGGAAGGGCUGCGUUGUUUCCCAUUUUUGGAGCAGAUGCAGCAGGAGGCUGCUGAGACAGAACCAGAUGAGGGGGCAUCACCUGCCACCCCUCUGCCCUCUUUUGGGGGGCACCAGCUGGGCUUGGAGCUCCCCGAGGGGGGCUUUGGCACGGAUUUUGGGCACCGCCUGGAGAAGGACGGAGAAGCAGCACCAGCGUGGAGCAGCACAUGGCCAAUGAGCAUCGACCCCACUCCCAGCAACCCCACAGCGGGGUCAGACUGGGUGCCCAGCCCUCGGCACACCCCACAGAGAACUUUGAGGGGCUGCCCUUCCUUCCCGAGGACUCCAACCCUUCCAAACCCAAAAGCCGGAUGCGGUGCCGGAUGGGAUAACCCCGUCUCCCAUCCUCCCUUAACACUGUUUCUCCCCUUCCCCCCCGGCCCCAGCUUUUCCCCAGGUCCCCCUGAGCACCAAGCGCUCCCGGCCCCACCAUGUGCGAGGAGGAAACCACCGCCCUGGUCUGCGACAACGGCUCCGGCCUCUGCAAGGCCGGCUUUGCCGGCGACGACGCCCCCCGCGCCGUCUUCCCCUCCAUCGUGGGCCGGCCCCGCCACCAGGGCGUCAUGGUGGGCAUGGGGCAGAAGGACAGCUACGUGGGCGACGAGGCGCAGAGCAAGAGGGGCAUCCUCACGCUCAAGUACCCCAUCGAGCACGGCAUCAUCACCAACUGGGAUGACAUGGAGAAGAUCUGGCACCACUCCUUCUACAACGAGCUGCGCGUGGCCCCCGAGGAGCACCCGACCCUGCUCACCGAGGCCCCCCUCAACCCCAAGGCCAACCGGGAGAAGAUGACGCAGAUCAUGUUUGAAACCUUCAACGUCCCCGCCAUGUACGUCGCCAUCCAGGCCGUCCUCUCCCUCUACGCCUCCGGCCGCACGACCGGCAUCGUGCUGGACUCCGGGGACGGCGUCACCCACAACGUGCCCAUCUACGAGGGCUACGCGCUGCCCCACGCCAUCAUGCGCCUGGACCUGGCCGGGCGAGACCUCACCGACUACCUCAUGAAGAUCCUCACUGAGAGGGGCUACUCCUUCGUCACCACCGCCGAGCGGGAAAUCGUGAGGGACAUCAAGGAGAAGCUCUGCUACGUGGCCCUGGACUUCGAGAACGAGAUGGCCACGGCCGCCUCCUCCUCCUCGCUGGAGAAGAGCUACGAGCUCCCCGACGGGCAGGUCAUCACCAUCGGCAACGAGCGCUUCCGCUGCCCCGAGACCCUGUUCCAGCCCUCCUUCAUCGGCAUGGAGUCGGCCGGGAUCCACGAGACCACCUACAACUCCAUCAUGAAGUGUGACAUCGACAUCCGCAAGGACCUCUACGCCAACAACGUGCUGUCGGGAGGCACCACCAUGUACCCCGGCAUCGCCGACCGCAUGCAGAAGGAGAUCACGGCGCUGGCCCCCAGCACCAUGAAGAUCAAAAUCAUCGCCCCCCCGGAGCGCAAGUACUCGGUGUGGAUUGGCGGCUCCAUCCUGGCGUCCCUCUCCACCUUCCAGCAGAUGUGGAUCAGCAAACCCGAGUACGACGAGGCCGGACCCUCCAUCGUCCACCGAAAAUGCUUCUAAGCCCCCUCCCCGCCCUGUGGUGGCCCCCCCUGCCCAGGCUGGGGGGCUCCACUCCUCCUCCUCCUCAGCCCCUGCUGCUCCUCCCCCCCACCCACUGCGCAUUAAAAAGCCUUUUCUCCA
Molecule: messenger RNA, 4953 nt
Organism: Myiozetetes cayanensis
Lineage: Eukaryota; Metazoa; Chordata; Aves; Passeriformes; Tyrannidae
Gene: ACTG2
Product: actin gamma 2, smooth muscle
Exons: 8
Coding region: 3703-4833 (376 amino acids)
Biological process (GO): vascular associated smooth muscle contraction
Cellular component (GO): cytoplasm
Source: RefSeq, a predicted model, not a curated record